ACAGAAAAAUCCUACUUUAUAGAGUGGCUUUUUAUUUUUUCGUGUUCAAUUUCCACAUUUUAUGGAUAUGUCUACAUUAAUGAAAUGAAAUCAUUUCUGCAUACAUUUACUAUAGGCGUUUAAGAAGGAGGGUCUGAUGUGCCAUGCCCACCCUAAAACUGGCUCGUGCCUCCAAAAUGCGAAUGAAGCUUCACAAAAUUGUUUUUAAGUUAUAUACGUUUUUUAAGUAAUCAAUGCCCCUUUCCGCCCCUAAAAAUAAUUCUAAAUACAUUCACUACUAUCCAAGCAUUGCUUAUAAUGCACCAGUGAGAUGGAGUAAACCAAUAGUGCAGGUGAUUUUAUAUUGCAAACAUUAAGAAUGAAUAAAGAUAAAAGAGAACCAGAGUAUCCUGUUGAGUUAGAAUCACAGUUUAUUUUGAGAUUACCUGAAGAACCUGCAAAAUCGCUCAGAACCGCCCUUAAUUCUGGAGAGAAUUUUAAAAACAGACUUACCAUUAAAAUCGAGAAUGAUAUGCGUCAUGGUGAAGUUCGCUUUGACCAUUGGUUGUUAUAUGGUAAAAUAGUUGACCUACCUACUAUAGUGGAAUCUUUAAAAACUAUUGAUAGGAAGAGUAUUUACAAGACUGCAGACAUUUGUCAAAUAAUGAUCUGCAAAGAAGAAUUAGAUCCUUCUUCCACUGAAGACGAAUCUCCAACAAAAAACAAAAAGAAAGACCCUUUUAAAGUUGAUAAAAAAUUUCUUUGGCCUCAUGGUAUAACUCCCCCUACUAAGAAUGUUAGAAGACGACGCUUCAGAAAAACAUUGAAAAAGAAGUGUGCAGAAGCACCUGAGAUUGAAAAAGAAGUAAAAAGACUUUUGCGAGCUGAUAAUGAAGCUGUAUCUUACACUUGGGAAAUAAUUAAGGAGGAGGAUGAUCAGAAUAUGAAACCAGAACCUAGCACCUCAUUCAAAGGAGAUAAGGUUAAGAAAAAACAAAAAGUAAAGGUAGAAACUAAAAUCUCUAAUGAUUCAUCAUCCAAGGUAGAAGACAUAUUUGGAGGUAGUCUGAGUGAUAGUGAUUUAGAAGAUGAAAAUGUUAACAUUGAUGUAGAUGAUAGUCGUUUAUCUUGUGAUGAUCUAUCAGAUUCAUUCCAUGUCACUGGAGACUUAAAAAAUAAACAGUAUACUCCGCAUUUUGGUUCUGAAUUUUAUCCUUCACAAAGAUCACAUAACAUUUCUGAAACUUAUGAAUCCUCAUCACAAGGUGGUCAAAACAUGGAUUACUCUUUAGAGGAUUCUUUGACCCAACCAAAUGAAAAUAGUGUAAUGUCUCAGCUUCAACAGUUAAGCGCAGAUUUAGAAGAAUUAAAAGAAAGACGCCAUAGAACACAGCAAGAAAUUGCAGGAAUGGAAAAUAUGACUUUGAAACAAAGAUUUCAAGACAUACUUCAGAAUUUAAAUAAAGAAAUAAUGUAUAAAGAAUUGGAAUAUCAAAAUCUCUUGACAAAAUAAAUAAAUGUUACAUGUAUUGUUUAAAUCUAUAUUAUAUGCGUAUCUAAAUAAAUUAUAUAUUUAUCUAUCAUAUAAA
This is a messenger RNA of Galleria mellonella (greater wax moth), 1568 nucleotides long. RefSeq names its product transcription initiation factor TFIID subunit 7. Gene Ontology annotation, cellular component: transcription factor TFIID complex. Gene Ontology annotation, molecular function: RNA polymerase II general transcription initiation factor activity. The transcript is spliced from 2 exons. The record is from RefSeq and is a predicted model, not a curated record. The coding region runs from base 359 to 1492 and encodes 377 amino acids. Lineage: Eukaryota; Metazoa; Arthropoda; Insecta; Lepidoptera; Pyralidae. Gene Ontology annotation, biological process: transcription initiation at RNA polymerase II promoter; RNA polymerase II preinitiation complex assembly.